GCGAAUCCGUGGUUAAUCGCGAUUCAUACAAAUCCCAUCUUUACUCCUGGUUUUUGAAUAUUGUUCGGACAUGCUAUGGGAUGAAGCUUUCAUCACCAACGCUUUGGACGUUCCUAUUCAAGAGGUUAUCCCGUUCGAUCCGCCAGUUUCCGUAAAGUAUGUUACGGAUCGCGAGCAUAACCUGUGGUCCAAGGUGAUCAAUCUGGAAUUAUGUGAUAGGCAAAGUCUUUCCUCCCUCAUGGCCAACGUAGGCUUUAUUCGCGAGCUCUCUUUCACUCACUUAAUUCCUGAAGUGAAGAAGGGGUUGCUUGGCCCACCGGCAGAUGCAUUCCUUAGUUUCCCCACGAGCAUUAAAUUGGAGCAGUGUUUUAUGACUAUUUCUCAUCCUUUGAGCACAUAUGGCUCUGCCUAUGAUGUGAUGCGCCGCAUCGGUUCUGAAGGUCUGACUGAAAAGCUUGUUGCUGCCAUUAUCGCUCGGACAUUAUUGUGCGUCGAGCGGUUGCAUGCCCAAGGUGUCAUGCAUCGCGGCUUGUGUGCCGGUCAUUUGUUGUUAGUUCACAAUGAAUCCUCCUCGAGCAAUAUUCAGGUCCGGCUCUGUGGACUUGGAAGUCUCGCUCAGUCUCUCUCGUCGCACUUCAAAGUGGCUCGGAAUGAUCUACCACAGAUUCACUUUUCGUGGCGCGGGUGGAAUGUGCAACGUAGCCCUAAUGGAAAUUUGCUCUAUGGUCAUCCAGUUGCUUGGUACAGUCCAGAGAUGAUAGCACAAGACUUUAACGGCUAUUCCUUACCUUCUGACGUUUACAGUCUUGGCUUGACCAUAGCCGAAUUGUUUACUGGUCGCGUGCCCUUCGCAGGCUUAAAACCAACUGUGAUUGCUCUGAAGAAACUUUCUGAACAAGAAGUACCAGAUUUGAAUUUGGUGAGCUCUAUUUCAUUUGAUACACAGUCUUUCACAUAAAGUAAUCAAUACUUUGAAUAGAUUGUUCGCAGCCCAACGUUACUGGGCUUAAUGCACCCACCUUCUUUGGCCUCCGUUGUCUAACGUUGCAGCUAAUUUGUCUGCCGCCUGUAUCGAGCAUUGGUAUCAACUGGACACAAACGAAAAGCCUCCAAGCCAGGGAAUGCGAGAUGUAUACGCCGCGUGCACUCAUUUUGAACCCAGCAAGAGGCCAUCGGCGAAACAGCUCCUCCAAAUGCCUUGGAUUGAGUGGGGUCUUCGGAUGUCGCUCGAGCCAUCCGAUCUGGACCCAUGUAACACAAGUGCAUGAUGUGACGAUCGUCUUUUAUUUACAACUCGAAAUCAAUGCAUAUGUACAGCGGUAUCCGAAUUGCGCUCGCCGCAGCCGCCUUCACGUUUCCUUUACCUGGAACCCAUUCGGAUACUGUUUCUUGAAUCGUUCCACCACAGUGGGGUCGACGAGGUACGUGCCGUCCAAUUGAUUGCCCAAUGUGAUCCUGAAAUGCGCAAACGACAUUUGCAAACGUUACUGCCAUCCUGACAUCAGCGGCUAAUGUGCAACCAGCUUAGUUUGAAACUGUACUUAAAACUUACCCG
This is a messenger RNA of Dicrocoelium dendriticum, 1555 nucleotides long. NCBI's taxonomy places the organism in Eukaryota, Metazoa, Platyhelminthes, Trematoda, Plagiorchiida, Dicrocoeliidae. The record is from the annotation of a GenBank genome assembly.